AUGGGGAACCGGGGCAUGGAAGACCUCAUCCCGCUGGUCAACCGCCUGCAGGAUGCCUUCUCCGCCAUCGGCCAGAACGCCAACCUGGACCUGCCCCAGAUCGCCGUGGUGGGGGGCCAGAGCGCCGGCAAGAGCUCCGUCCUGGAGAAUUUCGUGGGGAGGGACUUUUUGCCCCGCGGAUCCGGGAUUGUGACCCGACGCCCUUUGGUUCUGCAACUGGUGAAUGCCACAACUGAAUAUGGAGAAUUCCUACACUGCAAAGGAAAGAUAUUUACGGACUUUGAGGAGAUCCGUAUGGAGAUCGAAGCCGAGACCGACAGAGUCACCGGCUCUAACAAGGGGAUCUCCUCCGUCCCCAUCAAUCUGCGAGUUUAUUCUCCUAACGUCCUAUGUCUGACCCUGGUGGACCUUCCUGGAAUGACCAAAGUCCCAGUUGGAGACCAGCCAGUAGACAUUGAAUUCCAGAUCCGAGACAUGCUGAUGCAGUUUGUCACCAAAGAAAACUGCCUCGUCCUUGCUGUGUCGCCAGCCAACAGCGAUCUGGCCAACUCCGAUGCUCUUAAGAUCGCGAAGGAGGUUGACCCUCAAGGCCAACGUACCAUUGGAGUCAUCACCAAGUUGGACCUGAUGGACGAAGGAACCGAUGCGCGGGACGUUCUGGAGAACAAGCUGCUUCCACUAAGGAGAGGUUACAUCGGGGUGGUGAACCGCAGCCAGAAGGACAUCGAUGGGAAGAAGGACAUUCAGGCCGCUUUAGCGGCUGAACGCAAGUUCUUUCUCUCCCACCCGGCGUACCGGCACAUGGCAGACCGUAUGGGGACUCCCUACCUGCAGAAAAUUUUGAACCAGCAACUGACCAACCACAUCCGCGACACUCUCCCAGGCCUGAGGAACAAGCUCCAGAGUCAGCUGCUGUCUAUUGAGAAGGAAGUAGACGAAUACAAGAACUUCCGUCCGGACGAUCCAGCCCGGAAGACCAAAGCUUUGCUCCAGAUGGUUCAGCAGUUUGCUGUGGACUUUGAGAAGCGCAUCGAAGGUUCUGGAGAUCAGAUCGAUACCUAUGAACUCUCUGGUGGUGCCCGGAUCAAUCGCAUCUUUCACGAACGAUUCCCAUUUGAGCUUGUGAAGAUGGAAUUUGACGAGAAGGAACUUCGAAGAGAGAUCAGCUAUGCGAUUAAGAACAUCCACGGCAUCAGAACGGGCCUCUUCACGCCUGACCUGGCUUUUGAAACCAUAGUGAAAAAGCAGAUGCAAAAACUGAAGGAGCCCUCUCUGAAGUGUGUGGACAUGGUAGUGAGUGAGCUCACGUCCACCAUCAGAAAGUGUAGCAGCAAG
Molecule: messenger RNA, 1335 nt
Organism: Protobothrops mucrosquamatus (brown spotted pit viper)
Lineage: Eukaryota; Metazoa; Chordata; Lepidosauria; Squamata; Viperidae
Product: dynamin-1
Exons: 10
Cellular component (GO): membrane; microtubule; cytoplasm
Molecular function (GO): GTPase activity; microtubule binding; GTP binding
Source: RefSeq, a predicted model, not a curated record